CACCAACUGUCACAUUCAUUCGAACUUCUUCUUAUUAUCAUUUGACAUGUCAAAUUGCAAAUUCAAUUUCGUUUAUAUAUUUGUUUUUGCAUCCGCGCUAGAAAUAGAUCGAAGCAAAAACAUUUGAAAAAGCCAUAAAACAAAUCGAAAUUAAACACACUGAUUGAAAUUCCAUGAAAUUUAUGCGGCAUCUGUCCGAUACGCUGAACGAAUAAAACAACGCAUAACACUUUGUAGACAUAAUAUACCUUGUAAUUUGUGUGGGCAUUUUUGAAAUGACAUCAAAAGACGCUCGAUAUUUUAUCAUGUUUUGUUAUCAGUAAAAAUUAAAAUUGAGUGUGUGCCAUGUUCCUAUUAGCCAUAGCUAAGCAUAGUCAAAUGCCGCGUUGUUGAGUUGCCUAAUUUUCUUUUAUGUUGAGUUCAGUUCAGUUGUUUUUUUUUCACUUUCUUUCUUCCUUCUUAAUUCUCCGUUCCGCUAUUCAGUUCGGUUUAUUCGGAUUUAAGUCUGACGAAAACGAGAAUAAAAAUUCAAUCUCUUCAAUGAGUGCUAAUUGAAAUCAUAAGUUUGAAAUCCUUUUUUUCAUAUUCCUCUUGACCGUGUGCCAUAUUUAUGUGUUAAAACGUGAAACAUGAAUUAUUUUUUUGUAAUUUUGCUUGUGUGCCAUGUGAGUCUCUCGUUUGGAUCGGCAACCAAUGUAACGCCUGAACAUGGAGAGCCAAUAGUAAUCGAGAAUACAAAGCAAUCAAACGAAGUGCCAUCAACCACGGAUGUGGAUCAAAAGAAACCACCGACUAUUUUAAUUGCAACACUCUUCCGGAAUAAGGCGCAUAUAAUGCCCUUGUUUUUCACAUACUUGAAUCGAAUCGAGUAUCCAAAGGAUCGGAUUACGUUAUGGAUCCGUUCCGAUCAUAAUGAAGACGAAACGAUGGAGGUGCUAAAUCAAUGGCUGUACAAAUGGUCGAAUGCAUAUCAUCACGUUGAUAUUGAAUAUGACAAUACAACGAAACUUCGAGAUUCGGAAAUAUCGCAAACGCAUUGGUCAAAUGAGCGAUACCUCGACGUGAUUCGCAUGAAGGAGGAGGCUCUGAAUUAUGGUCGCAAAAUUUGGGCUGAUUAUGUUUUCUUCUUCGAUGCGGAUGUACUGCUGACGCGUCCAACGACAUUACUUGAGCUUAUACAUUUGGAUGUACCAAUUGUUGCUCCGAUGCUGCUAUCGGAUGGUCUUUAUUCAAAUUUCUGGGGUGGCAUGACGCCGGAAUACUAUUAUCAGCGCACCACCGAGUACAAAACCAUCUAUAAUUAUGAUCAACGGGGUCAAUUCGAUGUGCCGAUGGUACACAGUGCCGUUCUUAUCAACCUAAAUGACAAGCGCAGCGAUACGCUAACCUUCAACAAAACCAAAUUAGGUGCACGUUUUUUGCUCAGCGAUCAUGAUUUGGCACUCAUACCAACCGAUGACAUUAUCAUCUUUGCAUUGUCCGCCAACUAUUCACAAAUGCCAUUGAAAAUAUCCAAUGAAUUUUUGUACGGUUUUGUGACGGUGCCAUUGGAUGCGGAGGAUUACAUUGAAAAAGACUAUCAACAGUUGCUUAAUUUGAAAAUUAUGAUUUUAAAUGAUGAAACCAAUUCGUUGAUUGACGUUGAACCAGAAUUUGAACGCUUUUCAAAGUAUCCCGAAGCGGAUAUGAUGAGCUUUGAUCGAAUAUUCAUGAUUAAUUUGUUGCGACGCCCAGAACGACGUGUUAAAAUGGAACGAAGCUUCAAAGAGAUCGGAUUGGAUGUGGAGCAUGUAGUGGCAGCCGACGGUCAAAUACUGACACAAGAAUAUUUGGAAGAGAUUGGCGUCAAAUAUCUACCCGGUUAUGCUGAUCCAUUCCAAAAUCGACCGAUGACAAAAGGAGAGAUCGGGUGUUUCUUAAGCCAUUAUCGAGUUUGGGAGCAACAAGUUGCUCGUGAAUUGAACGAAGUUCUUGUACUGGAAGACGACAUUCGCUUUGAACCAUACUUUAAACAACGUGCACUGCAUUUGAUGGACGAAGCACGACAAAUUGGUGGAUGGGAUCUGAUAUAUUUUGGCCGAAAGCGUUUGGUUAAGAAGAAUGAAAAUUGGGUCGAGGGUUCCGAUCAUCUUGUUCACGCAAGCUAUUCCUAUUGGACACUUGGAUAUGCUCUAUCCCUUGAAGGAGCCAAAAAAUUGUUGGCUGCUAAGCCGCUUGAAAAUUUGCUACCAGUCGAUGAAUUCUUACCGAUAAUGUUCAAUCAACACCAGAAUGAAACGUGGAAACGUGCAUUCCCCAUUCGGAAUUUGAAUGCAUGGAGUGCAUCUCCGCUUCUGCUGUUCCCAACGCACUACACGGGCGAUGAAGGAUAUUUGUCUGACACAGAGCAAUCGGAUAUAAUCGACAUCGCUGGCGAGAAUGGUGUAGAGAAAAAAGGCAACAAGGAGAAUAAUAAUGGUAGCGCAAUGAUGAAAUCAAGUGGCGAUGGUGAUAACCAUGCGAAUGCCGCGACUGCAAACAAUACAUCAAUUGACACGUCAUUUCUUAUAAACAAAGUCAACGAUCAUGCAACCAUUCAGCAUCAAUCAUCCGAUCAACAUAGCGAGCUCUAAAUGACAGACACUUCGCAUAAAUCUCUCUAAACGCAUUUUUCCAGUUCUAAAUAUUUAGUCGACAAAAAGUGCCUUUUUUGAUGACAUUUUUUACUAGUUCUACUCAUUCAAAAAAGACCCAUUUGCAUCCGCAAUCCACAUAUUGCAAUGUGGUUCAAUUUAUUUUCUCAUAAAAUGUAGUAAGCAACAUGCCAUGAUCAAUGAAAAGCAGACAGAGUUUUGAAAUCAAUUUGCUUUAUUUAAAGAAUCUCCCGAUCGCAUAAGAAAAUUAAAUACCAAAAAUCGCAUUUUCAAUGCACAAUUUUGUUGAGCACAAAUUAUUUUUAGAAACAAUUUUACAACAAAAAUUAAUAAAAAAAAAACCACAGUCGAGAGUUUAUUUCGAUAAA
Sitodiplosis mosellana (orange wheat blossom midge) is the source of this 3001-nucleotide messenger RNA. Its product is annotated as glycosyltransferase 25 family member. NCBI's taxonomy places the organism in Eukaryota, Metazoa, Arthropoda, Insecta, Diptera, Cecidomyiidae. The transcript has 6 exons. Gene Ontology annotation, molecular function: procollagen galactosyltransferase activity. The record is from RefSeq and is a predicted model, not a curated record. Bases 630 to 2612 code for a protein of 660 amino acids.